Molecule: messenger RNA, 440 nt
Organism: Carlito syrichta (Philippine tarsier)
Lineage: Eukaryota; Metazoa; Chordata; Mammalia; Primates; Tarsiidae
Exons: 4
Coding region: 3-440 (145 amino acids)
Source: RefSeq, a predicted model, not a curated record
UGAUGAGUGUGCUGAAGGACGCCAUUACUGUCGUGAAAAUACGAUGUGUGUCAAUACUCCAGGUUCUUUCAUGUGCAUCUGCAAAACUGGAUACAUCAGAAUUGAUGAUUAUUCAUGUACAGAGCAUGAUGAGUGCAUCACAAAUCAGCAUAACUGCGAUGAAAAUGCUUUAUGCUUCAACACUGUGGGUGGACACAACUGUGUUUGCAAGCCAGGCUAUACGGGGAAUGGAACCACUUGCAAAGCAUUUUGCAGAGAUGGCUGUAGGAAUGGAGGAGCCUGCAUUGCCGCUAAUGUGUGUGCCUGCCCACAAGGCUUCACUGGACCCAGCUGUGAAACGGAAGGAUGUGUGGAAUUACCCAGGAUUUCAUGACUUCACAAUUCGUUUUACUCAUUUGGAGCCCAUUUAUACUGGAAUCUAUGAUCGUAUUAAAGCAUAG